Messenger RNA from Aspergillus glaucus CBS 516.65, 2300 nucleotides. RefSeq lists its product as uncharacterized. NCBI's taxonomy places the organism in Eukaryota, Fungi, Ascomycota, Eurotiomycetes, Eurotiales, Aspergillaceae. The transcript is spliced from 3 exons. The coding region runs from base 416 to 2059 and encodes 547 amino acids. The record is from RefSeq and is a predicted model, not a curated record.
CGUGAAAACAACAGAGAAAAAAGAGAAAAAGGCUGUCCGAUAUGAAACAAAACAUACCUCCGCGAUCCAACCAACUCCCGGACCGGAGGCCAUAUUGUCGUUCUCCACGUCCAACACGUCCCCUCCAGUUUUCACUUCCUCUCCUUUUGUCUUGACACCUGCGCACAAUCAACAUUCAGACCAGAAAAUCGGUUGUUUCUGCGACAUUCAAUCCGCUGUUUAUUCCACUGUUUCUGAUCGUGUUCCUGGACUUUGUUCCUGACGUCUGUUUGGGUCGCUCCCGCCAUUAGUACCGCUGUGUCUUGAUCCUGUCGUGGAUUAACUUGCAACACUUGCGAUAUUCUAUGGGAUCGAAAAGACAGAAAGAGACAGGAGACUCGAAAUAAUCGCAGCUGAGACCACUCGUCAAUUGAACAUGUUCGGUGUCUUUGGUGGCCUGAGCCUCCCUGUAGGUACCGAUCCAGAAAGAGAACGUCCUCCUCCCACCGCCCCGACCCCCAUCGACUUCCCCAUCUACAACCUCCCCGACCCCACAGAAGAAGACGCGGAAUCCGCCCUCAAAGACCUAUACAACGACCUAAUCACCAUAAAGCGACCCCAGGAUAUCACACCAUCGAGGUUCCGGGCGUUCAACCUGAAAGUGGAGUCGGAGGUCCCUGCAUCGCGCAUUGUUCGACAUGACACUACGAGUUCUGUCCGGCCAUUGCCUUGGGAGGACAAUACGGCUGGAGAGGGAGACCAAAAUGGCCAACCGGCACUAAUGGGAAAUGACAAUCGGUAUCCGGAUAAAGAGCGGUUCGAGACGUUGAGGAAUGAGUUGUUGAUUGAGAACGACGAUGGGUUCCGGGAGGUUAGUCGGAUGCCGCCGCGGGAGGGUCGUCAGAGGGUGAGGAUCGCACAGACGAGGAAGUUCUGGGCGGGAUUUGAGCGGAUGGCUCUGUAUUGGGAUACCAGUUUGGAUCAUUACUUUGAGCGUCCUGCUACGCCAGAACCGCAGCCGGAGGAUAAGGGAGAUAAGAUGCAGACGGACGAUGAGAACACACAAACAUCGGAGAGAAAUCCGUCGAUGGACAUUGAUCAGCCCGCACAGACGAACGGUAACGGCACCAAUGAUGAUCCAGGAUCCCGAACCCCGGUGGAAAGGUACACUGGCCGCCGUGUUGGCGCUGGACACGAAAUGCCCGAAGACGCCCGCGAGGAAACCGUUCGAGCCUUUGUCGAAAUGACCGCCUGGCCCUUUGGCUGCCAAGUCAGCAUUCCCACAAUCCCGCCACGACUAGCCGUCAAGACACUACUCUUUCCUGUCCGAAUGACCUUCGAGACAGGCCGCUCACCUAAAGACCGAACACAGGCCCGGAGCGGCGUCCUAGAGGGUCCGGUUUUCGUUGGCCAAUGCCGUUCCGAGACCGCCUUUCGGACCCCCGAAGAAAACCCCGGCUCCGGGAUUGGUGACGCCGGCGAUGUAUUCCGGGAGGUGGGUGCAAUGCUUCUAGCUGCUCAAGAACGCGCGCGCGAUGGAGUCACCGAUGUCCGUCCUGGCGAGGGCCAAUGGUGGACGACGGCACCUCGCUGGGGAGGGGGGACGAGCGAGGGGUCAGAAGGCGAGCACCACACCGAGGAGGAUAGUAAUAGCAACCACGAGAAGGAGAAACCACAUAAACGGUCUAAAUACGACCACCCGUUCCUGGCGCUGCGGCGUCCACGGAGGAUGUCGAAUGCAGAUAGAUGGAAGGCUGUGCAGCCGGGGCCGAGUCUCUGGGAGAAGCGGAUGAAGUAUAUGCAGAUUGGGAAGACCGUGGGUAGUUUAUACGAUGAUAUCUACAUGGUAUCCUCAAUCAAUCACCACAUCUCCAUCCUGCACUUACGCGUCCACCGUCGCUAUCUCGAAAUCGUAACAACAGGAGAAAGCGACUGCACAACUGAUUCGGAUGAAGAUCAACCGUGGUAUGAGUUGAAACUGCGGCGGACGAGAUGGUAUGACUUCUUCGAGGCGAAGGAUCGGGUCGAGGCGUUCGAGGGCGUAUGGCGAAUUUUCCAUUAUACCUUGCGGAAGGUGUAAUUACGUGCAUUUAUGCUUGAGUGAUUCAUAUCUAUUCUAUUCUAUUCAUACCCGGAAUGAAGUUGGGUGAGAUUUUUGCAUGAUUGAUGGAUAUCUGAUACUCGUACAUAAAUCUUCAGUUGAUCUAUCAGCUUCUCGCUGUAAGCAAAUCAUUCCACUCCAUGAUUUAGCCGGGUCAUAUGGCGUUCUCUGCCCCCUCCAAGGUUUUCGACGUGCUGCUCCAUGAAUCUUCUGUACGCUU